Messenger RNA from Microdochium trichocladiopsis, 3763 nucleotides. RefSeq lists its product as uncharacterized. The record is from RefSeq and is a predicted model, not a curated record. NCBI's taxonomy places the organism in Eukaryota, Fungi, Ascomycota, Sordariomycetes, Xylariales, Microdochiaceae. The transcript is spliced from 9 exons. Bases 31 to 3501 code for a protein of 1156 amino acids.
UGCGGAACCUUUGCACUCACGUGUGAGUCAAUGCGAGCAACAAUGGCAGAACGGCUUAUACGGAAGGCGUGCGAUCGCUUCCGCGCUGAGUUGACCCCCGAUCAGGUGCAACAAAUCCAGUCUCUCGGGAGGCUCGAUGACAUCAAGCAUGCGCUCCACCAAGUAGAGCGUGAGCUUACUGCUCGACAAGCAUUGCGCGGUUUUGGUCGUCUAGCACCGUUCAUCAAUGCUCUUGAGCACUAUGCCAAGGCCAUCGAAGUCGCGUGUAAUGGCACGCCAUUCAUGCCAUGGAUAUGGGCACCCAUAAAGCUGGUGAUUCUGGCAAUCCAGGAGUCAACCAGCUGUUUGGAUAAGAUGCUUUCCGCGUACGCAAAGAUUGGACAGCGCAUGCCCCGCUUCGCGCGAUAUGCUGGCGUUUUCCCGAACGAUUCUGCUUUCCAGCACCUGUUAGCUUGCCUGUUUGAAGACAUCGUCGAGUUCCAUCGUAAAUCAUUUGAGCUGAUUCGGCGCCCAGGAUGGAAACUGUUUUUCGCCCCACUCUGGGGCAGAUUUCAUUCACGAUUUGAUGAAUUGCUUGACAACAUAUCGUUCAUCAGCGAUGAGAUCGACCGGGAGGCGAUAUCGAUUGAUAUCGUGCAAACGCAAGACAGCCGCCAGAAGGAACAAGAUGAAAACCUCCGACGCGAAGAACGUUUACAAGCCGAGCAGGUAGCUGCCGUGAUGGGCUGGCUGGCUUCAGAUAUCAUUGAACAGGAGGACAGAUUGGAGUGGCUCCGGGGUCGCUGCCAUGAUGGGACCUCAUGUUGGAUCACGAACCACAAAGAGUUCAGAUCCUGGCUGCAACUUGGUCGGGGAAGGCCUGUUCUCUGGCUCAACGGAAAACCUGGAUCUGGCAAAUCGGUAAUCAGCGCCAGUGUGGUGGCUUUUCUCAGAAACGCCAAACGCAGGGUGGCGUACUACAUCUGCAACUAUCAAACGCCCCCAACAAACAUCACCGCACAUAUCCUCCGUUCCAUUUGCGCCCAGGUCAUCACGAUGAUGCCAGAGUUUAUUCCUUACACGUUUGAUGAGUGUAUCGCCAACGGACAAGCACCAUCUGCAACCUGUUUAAGCGAGUUGUUGUGCACCUUCCUGGGCCAGGUGACAGACCUACGACUUGUGUUCGAUGGACUGGACGAGGUACAGUCUUCGGAGCACCGAAAGUUGAUCAACGAUAUUAUGCGACUUACCAAAGGCCCAAAUUCAUCAUGUCGCAUCUUGUUCAUCAGUCAAGACGUACCAACGAUACACGGUCCGCUGUCCAAAGUGCCCGCGGUUCGCCUAUGCCAGGAGAUACAUCACAUCAAUAAGGACCUAGACCUUGUCAUCCAGAUGAGACUGCACGAGAUUGACGAGCAGAACGAGGGGAUGCUAGGACCACACCAUAUCUGCACUUUGAAGAAUGACAUCUUGGCAAGAUCAGAAGGGAUGUUCCUGUGGGUUCACCUGAUAUUAGAGCUCUUGAUGAACGCCUCGAGUAUCGCUGAGCUGAAAAGCGAAGUUGCUUCUGUGCCCAAAGACCUGACCGCAUUAUAUGUCAAAAUCCUCAAUAGAAUCAAAACUCGCUCUGGAGAUGACUUCGGGAAGAUUCGUCGAGUCUUCUCCUGGCUGCUCUGCCACAAAGGCGGGGAUAAAAUUCCAUUAUCGAAGUACACGGUGAGGAUAGCAAUGGCUGUCCACCCUGGCCGUCGAGUGUUAACAUAUGAUGACGUUCCAUUCAUUCACGCUGUGGACAUCUGCAAACCACUCAUUGAGGACGGACCUAAUGGCUCCAUAACUUUCAUCCACUCUACAGUCGCAACAUUUCUCGUACAAGAAGAAAGCGGGCCUUUCUUGUGCCUCCAGGACGCGAGAGUCACUGUGACAUACGCGUGCAUAGCACAUCUGUUGCAGUCGUUUCAGCUCGUCUCUGCCACCAACGCCACAGACAGCCUUUUACCGGUUGCACGCUUCGUAUAUGGAUUUCUUCCCUAUGCAAAUCGAUUUUGGUACGAUCAUCUGAGCCAAUGCGCGGAGAGAAGCCUACCAGAAGCAUUGAGGCAUUUGGUCGUUGAAUUAUGCGCCACCUACCGUGAGCUUGCGCCGCCCAAGAGGACUGCCGAACCGUCAACCGGACAGUCGCAAGCCCCAGAAGCCAUUUUUCAAGGUCUUCUCGAGGCUGAUGCCAAGACUUUGAAGGAGCUCAUCUCGUAUGUCACGACCAACCACUCCAGCGACAACGACAAUAAUCCGAUGACAACAGCCAUCGAAGCGCACCAGCUCAUCACCAGGAAACUGCUGUUGGCUACAGAUAUGUCUGAAUUACCAAAAGAAGUUCUCUUGCAAUUCAAGGACACAGUUGGAUCAACUGCCUUCACUUGCGCAACUUUCGACUGUCCUCGUUCUGUGGUUGGGUAUCCUACACAAUGUAUGCUGCAGCAACAUUCUUUGACCCACGGGCCGCCGCUACGAUGCUUCGAGGGUUGCAAGCUGAACGAUGUCGGGUUCACUUCUGUGAAGAGCUUGAAGUCACAUAAGCGAAAAUAUCAUGGCGAGCAUGUCCCUGAAAUCCCUCGGAAGUUUCAAUGGAAGCACGACGGUGCCGCUACAGCCAAAGCAAACGAAGAGGAGGAAUACGGAAAGAAAACAAAGAAAAUAGAAGUUCAGCUCAAGGCCGGUAUAGUUGGGCAGAAGACGAACGAGGAUGAAGAGGAGAAGAAGGCGAAGGAUGGAGCCGACGAAGCGUCUUCCACAGCGACCGCUAUGCCGGGACAGCAAAUUCCCGAUGGCCCAGAAAAGAACACCGUCUACGCUCAGCAGCUCCUGCUCGUAAAUGGUAUCAGCCCGAGCCAGUUGACACCUCAGCAGUUCCAGCAGUUCCAGAACCAGCCACCACAUGUUCAGAUCAAGUCUAUUCAGGCAUACUCCCAGAACCUGCAACAAAAUCACGGCCUGCAAAUGUCGAACAAACAGGCAGCUAACCCCAACGCUCCUCAGGGACAGGGUUCUCCAAUGAUGGGACAAGCCCCGGAUGGGACCAACCUCAAUGUGUACUACCAUCCCGGGGAGAUGGGAGGUGCCGGCCCUAGCAGCCUUGCUCUGCAGGAAUAUCAAAUGAAAUUAAAGCUACUUGAGCAGCCAGACCUGAAGCGUCGGAUGAUAGCCAGACAGGAGCAGGACAGCAUGGGCAACAUACCACGCGCCGAUGGACAGCCAGGUCCCGCUAGUGCUCCUGGCCAUAACGGGCAGGGUUCCCAGGACACAUCUCCUCAAGCCGCUCGUAUAGGGACAUCACCAAAUCCAUCUGAGCAGACGAAGCGUGAUCCGCCACAGAUGAACUCUGCAGGCAUACCAUUACCCCUACUCGAGGGCACCAACUCCAGAGGCUCGCCGAACCCGAUGAACUUUAUGCCUUACAACAUAGACCCGAAUAUGAACCCUAAGUUCUUCAAGCCAAAUGGGCAACGACAUGGAGCACAAUAGUAUGGGCAAUGUCCAGAUGAACGGGGGUAUGCUGCCACCCAGCUCCCAUCCUGGCCAGCUUAGAUUCGACGGUCUAUGGAUACCAGAAAUGGCUGCCGCCGCGCGCCUGCAAGGCAAUACAUACCAUCAGGACACACAAUACCUUCACGUACGACCAUAGGAUCGAGAAAAUUGAGGGUCCCGUCCGCUCCCCUGCACACAAGCUCGAUACCGCUGGACUAGUAGUUGGGUCGGUGACGACCAGCGAAUCCCCGGUGUUGUA